UGGGUAGCGGGAGAGGCCACCAUGCCCAGCGCUGCUGUUGGCAGGAUGGAUGUGAGGGUGGCUCUGACAGGUGUUGUAGCCCUGAUGCUACUCCAGUGCUGCUCUGCAUACAAGCUGGUCUGCUACUACACCAACUGGUCCCAGUACCGGGAAGGCGAUGGAAGCUGCUUCCCAGAUGCCAUCAACCACUUCCUGUGCACCCACAUCAUCUACAGCUUUGCCAACAUCAGCGACAAUGAGAUUGACACAUGGGAGUGGAAUGAUGUGACACUCUACGGCACGUUGAAUGCACUUAAAACCAGAAACCCCAACCUGAAGACCCUCCUGUCUGUUGGAGGAUGGAACUUCGGCUCACAAAGAUUUUCCAGGAUUGCUUCCAACCCUCAGAGACGCAGGACUUUCGUAAAGUCGGUUGCCCCAUUUCUGCGGGCCCAUGGCUUUGAUGGGCUGGAUCUUGCCUGGCUCUACCCUGGCCCAAGAGACAAGCAGCAUCUCACCGCCCUGGUCAAGGAACUAAAGGCCGAAUUCACAAAAGAAGUCCAACCAGGGACAGAGAAACUCCUGCUCAGCGCAGCUGUGUCGGCAGGGAAGGUGGCCCUUGACAGUGGCUACGACAUCGCCCGGAUAUCCCAACACCUGGAUUUUAUUAGUCUCAUGACCUAUGAUUUCCACGGAGCCUGGCGCCAAACCACAGGACAUCACAGCCCCCUGUAUCGAGGCCUAAAGGACACUAGUUCUGACAGAUUCAGCAACGUGGACUACGCCGUGGGGUACAUGCUGAGGCAGGGAGCCCCGGCCAGCAAGCUAGUGAUGGGAAUCCCCACCUUUGGGAAGAGCUUCACUCUGGCAUCCUCUGAGACUAGGGUGGGAGCUCCAAUCUCAGGGCCAGGAUUACCAGGCCGGUUCACCAAGGAGGAAGGGAUCCUCGCCUACUAUGAGAUCUGCGAUUUCCUCAAAGGAGCCCAGGUGCAUAGACUCCUUGGCCAGCAGGUUCCCUACGCUACCAAGGGCAACCAGUGGGUGGGGUAUGACGACCAGGAGAGUGUCAAAAACAAGGUGCAGUAUCUGAAAAGCAAGCAGCUGGCAGGAGCCAUGGUGUGGGCGUUGGAUUUGGAUGACUUCCGGGGUUCCUUCUGUGGGCAGAACCUACGCUUCCCACUCACCAGCGCCAUCAAGGAGGCCCUUGCUACGGCUUAGCUUUUCUUUCCCACCUGGUAACCCAUACCUCUAGCCAGGGCUCUGGCCACUUGUACUGCUAAAUCCCCCAGCUGGGCCUCAGCUGCCCUCCCCUGUAGGGGCCACGGCUCAGCCCUGGUGACCAGAGAAGCAGGGUAGGACCAUGGGGUCCUGAGAGUCACGGUGUGAGAUGAGGUUCAGUACACCUCUGCUGAGCAAGGGAAAUUCUCAGACUCCAAGGCCGGCACAACCCCUGUCCCUUCAGCUCUCCUGACCAAAGGACGCCAGUUUGGCAAGUUAUACCAUCAACUAGGCAAACAUCUUACAAGAUGCAGUGCCCAUACUAAUUAUACCCUCUGCAAAGCCCGGCUUGAAGCCUUCACUUAGGAACAUGAUCGUAUCUCCAUCCCACUUCAUUUCCUAAUUCCCCAGCGCCUCAAUAAAGUACAAGAGCUUA
This is a messenger RNA of Phodopus roborovskii (desert hamster), 1633 nucleotides long. It is a transcript of the gene Chi3l1, whose product is annotated as chitinase 3 like 1. The transcript has 10 exons. Gene Ontology annotation, molecular function: chitin binding. The coding region runs from base 22 to 1197 and encodes 391 amino acids. Gene Ontology annotation, biological process: carbohydrate metabolic process; chitin catabolic process. Gene Ontology annotation, cellular component: extracellular region. The record is from RefSeq and is a predicted model, not a curated record. NCBI's taxonomy places the organism in Eukaryota, Metazoa, Chordata, Mammalia, Rodentia, Cricetidae.